AUGCAGGCCUUAAAUCACAGCACUACUACAUUUCUUCUCAUGGGCCUCCCAGGCCUAGAGAAAAUGUACAUCUGGCUCUCUAUCCCAUUGUGUGCCAUGUAUAUGGUGGCCGUGGCUGGAAACAGCUUGAUUCUGUGGGUGGUAAAGUCAGAAACAGUUCUUCACCAGCCAAUGUACUACUUCCUGUCCAUGUUGGCUAUGACUGACCUGGGGCUUUCUUUUUCCACACUGCCCACCAUGCUAACCACCUACCUGCUGGGCCAACAGGAGGUGAAGAUGAAUGCAUGCUUAGCCCAGCUCUUUUUCAUCCACACUUUUUCUGUCAUGGAAUCCUCUGUGCUUCUCUCCAUGGCUUUUGACCGCUUUGUGGCCAUUUGUAAUCCAUUGCGCUAUACAACCAUCCUGCCCAGCCCCCGAGUUGCUGGCCUGGGCUUUGCAAUUGUAGUCCGUAGUGUUGGACUACACCUCCCUGCCCCCAUCAUGCUGAAAAAACUUCCCUACUGUCAUAUUGGUCAACUCUCCCAUUCCUAUUGCCUGCAUCCAGAUGUCAUGAAACUUGCUUGUGUAGAUACUCAUGUCAACAGUGCUUAUGGGCUCUUUGUGGUACUCUUUACUCUUGGCAUGGACUCUAUGUUUAUUGUGGCUUCCUAUGUGCUGAUCCUCCAUGCUGUCCUUACCAUUGCUUCCAAGGCGGAGAGACUUAAGGCCCUUAAUACGUGUGUCUCACAUAUCUGUGCAGUGCUGCUCUUCUAUACACCCAUGAUAGGCCUGUCCAUGAUCCACCGUUUUGGGAAGCAGGCUUCACCUUUUAUCCGGGUACUCCUCUCCUACCUGCAUUUUCUCAUGCCACCUAUGCUCAAUCCCAUUGUCUAUACUAUCAAGACCAAGCAGAUACGUCAGAAGAUUUUCCACUUUUUCCAGUCUCAUGGAGCCAGAAUGAGGGUUGGGUAA
This is a messenger RNA of Phascolarctos cinereus (koala), 951 nucleotides long. Its product is annotated as olfactory receptor 51G2-like. The record is from RefSeq and is a predicted model, not a curated record. Gene Ontology annotation, cellular component: plasma membrane. NCBI's taxonomy places the organism in Eukaryota, Metazoa, Chordata, Mammalia, Diprotodontia, Phascolarctidae. Gene Ontology annotation, biological process: G protein-coupled receptor signaling pathway. Gene Ontology annotation, molecular function: olfactory receptor activity; G protein-coupled receptor activity.